AUGGACGGCUUGGACGAGUUUGAGAAAAGCUUAGCAGCGGAAAAGUUAGAGAGGGAAAAAAGUGAAAGAAGCUCGCGCAAAGAUAAGGAUCGGAAGCAUCGACAUCAUCAUAGAUCACGGCACCACAGGUCCAGAGAGGACGACGAUGAAGAUAGAGACGACCACCGACAUAAGCGAUCGAGACAUUCUAGACACGAGGAAGAAGAUGAGGACAGAAGGAAGCGCAAGCACGAAAAAUCAUCAGAUCCCAAGGAAGAUUUACCAAUUCCAGAUGAGGAGGAAGCAGAAGUUGAACCAAAAGCUACUCGCGAUUCUUGGAUGACGGAUCCGACAGCUUUCGAGUUCGAUUAUACACAAAAAGGAUCUAAAAAGCCUACAGAGCCAAAAGUCGCACCCAGACCUGAUUACGAUUUGAAGGUUCAUAAAAAUGAACUCAAUCAGCAUUUACAAGAUCUAAAUGAAGGAGUCAAAAAGUUGGACGAUAUCGAAGCUGGACAUGACGUCGAUUAUACAUUUGGAGAUUCAGGAGCUCGAUGGCGCAUGACGAAGUUGAAGGCAGUAUAUACACAGGCGGAACAGAGUGGAAAGCCCAUCGAUGAGAUAGCUAUUGCGCGAUUUGGAGGUCUACGGGAGUUCGAUGAUGCGCGAGAAGAACAAAUUGAGCUUGACCGCCGAAGACUAUAUGGGGAAGGCUAUGUUGGGAAAGAGAAGCCCAGCGGAGAGUUGUUUCAAGAGAGAAAAUUAGAUCUAGGCAUCAGAAGAGGUUCGAUACCACACCAUGAUGAGCCAGCAAAUCUACCGCAAGGGGAGAUUAUGGAAGAAACAAAUGCACCCCCUGUUCAGCUCGAUGCCACGGCCCUGAAUCGAUUGAAGGCUCAAAUGAUGAAAGCCAAGCUCAAGAAAUCGCCUGACGCUGCGAGACUUGAGGCUGAAUACAAUGCUGCAGCUUCCGCCGGAUUAGCAACUACUUCAGAACCCGGUAUGGUAGUAUUGGGAAAGAUGGACAGCAGAAUGUUGGCGGGAACUCGUGGAGAAGUGAAGUCGAUCGACAAUAAGAGGGGCCGCGAGAGAGGUUUGGUGGAAGAGAAUGAAGAUAUGACUAUUGAAGAUAUGGUGCGUGAGGAACGACGGACCAAAGGACAAGCCGGCGGUGAUGGUAUGCGAGCCGCUGAACGCAUCGCGAAAGAUGCUAAAUUCGAUAAUGACCUCGACUACAUGGACGAUAAUGCAAACAAGCUUGCGAAGCGCGUCCAAAAGUCUGAAAUUAACUUGAGGAAUACAGCCAUAGGAGAUUUUCAAAAGAUGAAUCGCAUUCUGGACUCCUGCCAAUUGUGUCAUCAUGAAGACAAAAAUCAACCCCCUGUUGCGCCACUCGUAUCUCUUGGUACACGAGUCUAUUUAACACUCCCGACAGAGCCGGAACUGAGUGAUGGUGGAGCCGUCAUUGUACCCAUUCAGCACCGGACAAACCUUCUUGAAUGCGACGACGAUGAGUGGGAGGAAAUUAGAAACUUCAUGAAAUGUCUAACGCGCAUGUAUCAUGAUCAAGGACGAGAUGUAGUAUUUUACGAAAAUGCCGCAACACCACACCGAAAGAUGCACGCAGCCAUGCAAGCAGUACCACUGCCCUAUAGCCUAGGAGAAACCGCGCCAGCCUUUUUCAAAGAAGCCAUCCUGUCCUCGGAUGAAGAGUGGACACAACAUAAGAAGCUCAUCGACACUGCAGCACGCGCACGAGAUGGCCUUGGAAAACUAGCCUUCCGCCGAUCGAUCGCUAAGGAGAUGCCCUAUUUUCAUGCGUGGUUUGACCUAGAUGGUGGCUUGGGACAUAUAGUUGAAGACGCCAAUCGAUGGCCCAGGGGGGAUCUCUUCGCGAGAGAAAUCAUCGGCGGCAUGUUGGAUAUUGAGCCUGAUGUUAUCAAACGACAAGGCCGGUGGAGUCGAGGAGGGGAUAAAAGAUUGGACGGCUUCAGAAAUCGUUGGAAGAAAUUCGAUUGGACCAGGGUGCUUACGGAUGAGUGA
Messenger RNA from Botrytis byssoidea, 2022 nucleotides. RefSeq lists its product as uncharacterized. The coding region runs from base 1 to 2022 and encodes 673 amino acids. NCBI's taxonomy places the organism in Eukaryota, Fungi, Ascomycota, Leotiomycetes, Helotiales, Sclerotiniaceae. Gene Ontology annotation, cellular component: post-mRNA release spliceosomal complex. Gene Ontology annotation, biological process: mRNA splicing, via spliceosome. The record is from RefSeq and is a predicted model, not a curated record. The transcript has a single exon.